Mya arenaria is the source of this 1246-nucleotide messenger RNA. Its product is annotated as RING1 and YY1-binding protein-like. Gene Ontology annotation, cellular component: nucleus. Gene Ontology annotation, molecular function: transcription coregulator activity; DNA binding. Lineage: Eukaryota; Metazoa; Mollusca; Bivalvia; Myida; Myidae. The record is from RefSeq and is a predicted model, not a curated record. The transcript is spliced from 5 exons. Gene Ontology annotation, biological process: positive regulation of DNA-templated transcription.
GUGAUGAGACUGACUUCCGGCGACUUGAGAGUGAAAAACAAAGACGAUUACUGAUGGAAGAGAAGCGUCCAUCAGGCCGAUCGAAACGGCCUAGCAAACCUCCAGAAGAUGGCAGUUGGGACUGCAGUGUAUGUACCUACAAGAACUCAGUGGAAGCAUACAAGUGUGAGAUGUGUGACGUACGCAAGGGAACAUCCACCAGGAAACCGCGGCUAAACCAGCAAUUGGUGGCUCAGCAGGUGGCCCAACAGUAUGCGGUUCCAUUGUCCCCCCGUCCCCUGGGCCUGGCCCGGUUCACAUUGCCCGAUGACAGUGACCCUGUAUACCCCAAAAUGAAAUCUAAAUGAUUAAAUAAACAUGACAGGUUUGAGCCACCAGCACCACCACCUAAACCAGUAUUGAAGAAGGAGAAAAGUGCAACAGCACCAGCCGAGCCGCCCACUAACUUGAGUAAGAUAGAGAAGGGAGAAAAAUCAAGCUUCAACAAAAAUACACUACACAAGAUGAACAAAUCAAACAAGACAAAGACAAGACCUCCAAGAUUGAAAAAUGUAGAUGGCGAUAGCGGAUCACAGAUGGCGGUUACUGUAGACGAUGUGACUGUCAUUAUAACUGAGAAUCUGCCGAAGCGUAUAAAGUUAUCAACAGACAUUUCUAAACAUUCUGAUAUAAGUGAUUCCUCCUCUAAUGCAAGCAAUGACAUUGUGGAAGAACGGCUUUUGAGUGACAAUCAUGGGUGAAUGGUUCACAGUCCAAGGUUGUGAAAUGGUUUGGACCCUGUUGUUGGUAGUGACAUUUAAAUGAAUGAUGAAGUGAGAGUAAAGUGACAUGAUGCUAAAAUCAGAUUACACCCACCCUUGGUAAUUUACACAUGUUGAACAGAAGAAUCCAUUAAAUCCAAUUUUACAUUUAUUUGUUUGUCCAAUUGGUUUAACUGAUAGAAAUAUUUACAUCAUGUCAAAUAGGCGUCAUCAAAUCAGGGCAAGUCAGCUUCAUCAAAUGUAGGCAACUUGGCAUCAUCAAAUCAAGGCAACUUGCAUCAUCCAUUCAUGGCAACUAGACAUCACAUCAAAUUGUUGCCAACAGAGCAAUACAUCUCCAGCGCAUUUGGACCUGUAUAUUGUACAGUGUAUCUUGUUGAAUGCUCAUUGGAUAUUUGUGCCAGUUAGAAAAUAUGCUUGGUGUAAGUUCUCUGUGUUAAAAAUGAGAUAUAUUAUGAAUUUUUAAUAAACAUUUAACAUUUUUU